AUGGAUAGUCCAACACCACCACCUGUAGUAAUAUUAUCAACCACCGCCACCACCACACCACCACAAUCAUCACAACCAACACAAUCACGUUCACUCAAUUCCUCAUCAAAUUCAACACCAAUUAUAGUUCAAUCUUCAUCAUCACCACCAUUGAAUUCGAGUGGUGAAAUCAUUAACAACAAAAUCAGUCGUAGUCCAUCUUCAUCGUUUACCUCUACGUGGAGUCCACCAACGAACAGCGGUGGAUGGAAGACAUCGGCACCGAAGCGUGACUCUGUCUAUGGAGUGGCACCACUCUCAACGAGUCAACAGAAUCUACUAUCACCAGCCCGCAAAUUCAGCCAUAUAUCAUCACCAGACUCGAUGACUUCAACCAGCACAGCAGUAGAUUUACCACCACCAACAUUCGAUCUAUCUUCCUCUGGCUCAACAUCAACCUCACCAAACUCUGUAAAUAACAAUAGCAAUUCACAACAACAACAACAACAACAAACACGUAUAGUAGUAAAUAAUAAAUCACCUCCAACCUCUUCAUCUUCAUCACCAUCUUCCUCAUCUAUUUCACUUACUCCACCAGAUUCACCUUCACAAAAUCAUCAUAAUAAUAAUAAUAAUAGUAACAAUAGUAAUAAUAAUAACAACAACUCACUUUCAACUCCAACAAGUCCUGUAAUAUCAAGUAGUAAUAGUAAUAGUAAUAGUAACCUUACUUUAAGUGGUGUGGGUACCGAUGGAGUACACCGGACAAUUGUACAGGGUUCGCAAAUUCAGUGGUGGCAAAUCGACUCAAGACAUCGUCCAGCAACUCAACUCCCAACUGGCGCCAAUCUAUCAAUCGCCGAAAAACAAGCUAUUCCUCAACAACGACGAACGUCCCGUUCCAAACGUCAGCCUUAA
Heterostelium album PN500 is the source of this 897-nucleotide messenger RNA. RefSeq lists its product as uncharacterized. Lineage: Eukaryota; Evosea; Eumycetozoa; Acytosteliales; Acytosteliaceae. The transcript is spliced from 2 exons. The record is from RefSeq and is a predicted model, not a curated record. Bases 1 to 897 code for a protein of 298 amino acids.